Molecule: messenger RNA, 2313 nt
Organism: Monopterus albus (swamp eel)
Lineage: Eukaryota; Metazoa; Chordata; Actinopteri; Synbranchiformes; Synbranchidae
Product: phosphatidylinositol 3,4,5-trisphosphate 3-phosphatase and dual-specificity protein phosphatase PTEN
Exons: 10
Coding region: 724-2031 (435 amino acids)
Biological process (GO): negative regulation of cell population proliferation; phosphatidylinositol dephosphorylation; phosphatidylinositol 3-kinase/protein kinase B signal transduction
Cellular component (GO): cytosol; cell projection; nucleus
Molecular function (GO): phosphatidylinositol-3,4,5-trisphosphate 3-phosphatase activity; inositol-1,3,4,5-tetrakisphosphate 3-phosphatase activity; protein tyrosine phosphatase activity
Source: RefSeq, a predicted model, not a curated record
CUACCUUCUUUUUUUUCUUCGGUGGAGGCCAUGAUGGGAGUUUGAGAGUUCAGCUGGAGCGGGAGGAGCAAAAGAAAGAAGAUGAUUCCCUGGGACGGAACUGUCAAACCAAUCUGUGCAGAUUUCUGAUUUUUGUAUAGUCUAUAUACAUUUAAGGUGGAGCCUGUCACUUUUUUCAGAUGUGUUCUUGGCCGUCAGUCGAUGACAAUGUUGAAUCGGUAGGAAGCUUUUGGAUCGAAAAAGGAGGCAGCAUUAGCUAUUGUUGCUAGUUAGCUGCGCUAGCUAGCUACUUAGCUAGCAAGCUAGCUUCGUCUGAGUGAUUGGAUACGGGGUUCAGGAACCGGUGUGUUCUCUGUCCUCUCGCCUUCAGUCGUGGAGGCUGCGAUUGCGCUAUCGGAUUUGACUGCAUCAGACAUCCAAAGGUUUAUCUGAGGACAGCUGCAUGUAUUUUAUUCGGGGGUGUUUGCAAGACGAAUUGCAGGAUUGGAAGAGUCGGGCCUGCACGGAGGAGCAGAGCAAGGCCCGUCUUUAUGAUCCAGAGGAAGCUUUUCUAAUCUAACCGACAGCCACUGCUAGCUCUGCGGGCUAGCACGUCUCUGCGAAGACCUGCAAAAUUCAGAGCAGACCCACUGACUGCGACAUAGUGUUACACGGCCAGACAGCCGAUACUAGAAAAACCUGUUUCCAUCAUUUGCCCCAUAUAGACUCCUGUCACCUGCUACAAUGGCUGCGAUUAUAAAAGAAAUGGUCAGCCGAAACAAAAGGAGAUAUCAAGAGGAUGGGUUCGACCUAGACUUAACAUAUAUCUAUCCAAACAUAAUUGCUAUGGGAUUUCCAGCAGAGAGACUCGAAGGCGUGUACAGAAACAAUAUAGACGAUGUAGUACGGUUUUUGGAUUCAAAGCAUAAAAACCAUUACAAAAUCUACAACCUCUGUGCGGAAAGACACUACGAUGCUGCCAAAUUUAACUGCAGAGUUGCACAGUACCCCUUUGAAGACCACAACCCCCCUCAGCUGGAGCUAAUUAAACCGUUUUGUGAAGACCUGGACAAGUGGCUCAGCGAGGAUGACAAUCACGUGGCGGCAAUCCACUGUAAGGCUGGAAAGGGCCGCACUGGAGUCAUGAUCUGUGCGUAUCUCCUCCAUCGACGCAAAUUCCACGAGGCCCAGGAAGCGCUCGACUUUUAUGGUGAAGUCAGGACAAGGGACAAAAAGGGAGUAACGAUCCCGAGCCAGCGCCGCUACGUCUACUACUACAGCUACCUACUCAAGAACCAGCUAGAGUACAAGCCGGUGGCGCUCCUCUUCCACAAAAUGGUGUUCGAGACUCUCCCCAUGUUCAGCGGGGGCACCUGCAGGGACAGUACCGUUAAAAACAGGAGCGAGCCGACCCCUCAGGGCUUCAAGAAAGGGAAUUGGCAUUGGGAUCCCCAGUUCGUGGUGUACCAGCUGAAAGUGAAGAUUCACACGUCGAACCCUACUCACACACGACGUGAGGACAAGCACAUGCUUUUCGAAUUCCCCCAGCCGCUACCGGUUUGUGGAGACAUCAAAGUGGAGUUCUUCCAUAAACAGAAUAAGAUGAUGAAGAAGGACAAAAUGUUUCACUUCUGGGUGAACACCUUCUUCAUCCCUGGACCAGAAGAGAGCGGGGACAAGAUGGAGAACGGGGCAGUGAACAAUGCAGAGAGCCAGCAGGGAGGACCGGGACCUGACCAGGGCCAGCCACACAGUGCCGAGGUCAGGCAAAGCGACAGGGAUUAUCUCAUCCUGACUCUCACUAAGAACGACUUGGACAAGGCCAACAAAGACAAAGCUAACCGCUACUUCUCGCCAAACUUCAAGGUGAAGUUGUAUUUUACAAAAACCGUGGAGGAGCCUUCAAAUUCUGAAGCAAGCACUUCAACAUCUGUCACACCGGACGCUAGCGACAAUGAGCCAGACCAUUAUCGAUACUCUGACACCACUGACUCUGAUCCGGAAAAUGAACCUUUUGAUGAAGAGCUGCACACGCAAAUCACAAAAGUGUGAACUCUUUUUAAACAAGGAAGAAAUUAUACACCAUAAAAAGGAUAAAACUUGAAUAUAAACUCAAAAGAAGAACCUUGGUCUCUUCCCUCCCCCAAACGGCAAUAGAAUAUCAUCAUGUCAAAUGCCAAUUUUAGGGAAAAAAAGAUAAAUGUCCUGACCAAUAUUUCUUUUUCUUUUUUCCUUUGGCACAGCCAUGUACCAUGUGCGAGGUAUUGACCCUGUUGCCCCAUGGGAAAAGGUGCUGUAGCUAUAAAAAUGUGUUUAUAUAUUUAUAUACAUACU